This is a messenger RNA of Oppia nitens, 1472 nucleotides long. RefSeq lists its product as uncharacterized. Gene Ontology annotation, biological process: protein stabilization. Gene Ontology annotation, molecular function: protein-folding chaperone binding. Lineage: Eukaryota; Metazoa; Arthropoda; Arachnida; Sarcoptiformes; Oppiidae. The record is from RefSeq and is a predicted model, not a curated record. The coding region runs from base 195 to 1439 and encodes 414 amino acids. The transcript is spliced from 2 exons.
AUAUAGUUAGAGUCAAUACAAGUCGUCAAACAUAACAAUACAGUGAAUGCAAUGAAUGUGUGAUUUGUUUGCAAACAAACAUUGAUUUUGACCACAACUGACACACAAACACAUCGACGAUAUUUCCCAACAAUACAACCGAUUGGCCAACAAAUAGCACCGACAGUCGGACACCACGGCAUUGAUAUUACACAAUGCUUGAGGAAAGUACCGGCAAUUUCAGCGCCACUCGCAAUGUCUACGACUGGUAUCAGACAUCGACUCACGUCAUACUUAAUAUUAUGAUUAAAAAUUUGAAGGAAAGUGAUGUUAAAGUGAAAUUAAUUGACGAAACUUUAGACGUAAGCUGUAGUCUCGCCGACGGCAGUGAAUUCAAACUGCAUUUUAAUCUCUUUAAGAGUAUAUAUGUAUCGGAAAGUAAUUGGACGGUCACGCCAUCAAAACUAGAGGUCAAACUUAAAAAGACAGACAGAAAAAGAUGGCAAAGUCUUGAAGUAUUACCCGACAAGACUGGUAAACGGCCGCUAAGUUUUGUUGGUUUUGUUCAGCAACAGAGUCCAACCAAAAAGGCCAACACAGAGAUUAUACGGGUUAACACAUCACUGGUGGACGAGAGUACCGGUCCUAAGUAUGACUGGCAUCAGACACCCAACUCUGUUAUCAUAUCCAUACAUAUACCGAACCUUACGGAACAAGACGUGAGAGUAGAGUUCGGAGAGAAUACCUUAUUCUGGUCGUGUAAACACACUAAUGAUCCGACUUUUAACGUCAAACUUAGUUUAUUUAAGCCUAUUAUUGUUGACGAGAGUUCGUGGAAGUUAACAGUCUCUAAGCUAGAGAUUGAACUUAAGAAGAAAGACGGCGGACGAUGGGCUAAUUUAGAGGCGCCGUCGCAGACGAUUAAAAGUGCCAAUUGGGUGGUCAAGACUGAGGAGGAAUCCGAAGCUCAAAGUUCUAGUGCUGAAGACAGCAACCAAGCAAUUACUGAUGAUAUCAACAACGGUAUCACAAAUGAUGCCACUACUAGUGUUGUCAACAAUAAAACAUUUGAUUUGAUGAACACAAUAGUCGGUAUAGAGUCAGAUGAGUCAAACACUGAUGAUAUUGUAGAUAAUGAUAGCGCUAAGACUGAUGAUAAAGUGCUGCAAAAUUUAGAUAAAAUUGUCAACGAUUUUAAGGAACGAGAGGCCAAAGAGUCAGCUGAUGGAACAGUUGAUGAACUGUUAAGAGAAAUCUACGAAAAAGGAGGCGACGAAGUGAGACGUGCCAUGAAUAAUAGGUUUACUAAAACUGGUGGUCAAAACACGGAUGAGCUUAAGGAUGAGGAAGAACAGCAAAAUAAAGAUGAAGAGUCUUCUGUCAACAAUCAAAUUCAAAUUGAUUUGACAGAUGAUGUUUGCGACCAAAUAAACCACACAUUAGACGAACCAAUUGCUUGACAACUGAUGGAUACACACAAAGCAUUUUUGAAG